Messenger RNA from Cavia porcellus (domestic guinea pig), 1669 nucleotides. RefSeq names its product BRMS1 transcriptional repressor and anoikis regulator (gene Brms1). The record is from RefSeq and is a predicted model, not a curated record. Gene Ontology annotation, cellular component: Sin3-type complex. Lineage: Eukaryota; Metazoa; Chordata; Mammalia; Rodentia; Caviidae. Gene Ontology annotation, biological process: negative regulation of transcription by RNA polymerase II. Gene Ontology annotation, molecular function: histone deacetylase binding. The transcript is spliced from 10 exons. The coding region runs from base 448 to 1188 and encodes 246 amino acids.
GAUGAGGUUGGUUUCCAGUUCAGGCUCAGAUCAUUAGUGAAACCAUUCAAAACUGUGGCUAAAUUCCAUAGGCCAGGGACAGCAUGCUGCUUGAAUGGGUGUCAAGGAAUAUUGGUCACCUCAAGGCGCCUGGGUCUAUCAAGACAUAAAAGCCAAUCCCUGCACUGGAAAUUUGUCUUGUGUAAUCUGUAUUUGCAAAUCUUCCAGGCAUUAUGUGAACAAGGAGCAUGUGCAGCCCCUGCUCAAGUAAGGCUGCCACACACAUGGGGAGAACAGACAUGAGAAUGGAAGGCAGGAAAUGCAAACAGACAAUGCUUCCUGGAGGGAACGGUGUCUACACUAUCCUAACUGCAGUAGAUAGAGAAGUUGAAAGAAGAGCAGUGAUGCUGGCACCCAGGAUGCUGAGGCAGGAGGACCACUGCUGGCACUGUGAAUUUAAGAGCCCAAAUGCCCAUCCAACCUCCGAGCAAAGACGCGGAAGAGAUGGAAGCAGAGGGCGACUCAGCUGCCGAGAUGAAUGGGGAAGAGGAAGAAAGUGAGGAGGAACGGAGCGGCAGCCAGACCGAGUCAGAAGAGGAGAGCUCAGAGAUGGACGACGAGGACUAUGAGCGGCGCCGCAGUGAGUGCGUCAGUGAAAUGCUCGACCUGGAGAAGCAGUUCUCAGAGCUGAAGGAGAAGUUGUUCAGGGAGCGGCUGAGUCAGCUGCGCUUGCGGCUAGAGGAAGUGGGGGCUGAGAGAGCCCCCGAGUACACAGAGCCUCUCGGGGGACUGCAGCGGAGCCUCAAGAUUCGCAUCCAGGUAGCAGGAAUCUACAAGGGCUUCUGUCUGGAUGUGAUUAGGAAUAAGUACGAGUGUGAGCUGCAAGGGGCCAAGCAGCACCUGGAGAGUGAGAAGCUGCUGCUCUAUGACACGCUCCAGGGGGAGCUGCAGGAGCGGAUCCAGAGGCUGGAGGAGGAUCGCCAGAGCCUGGACAUCAGCUCGGAGUGGUGGGAUGAGAAACUGCAUGCCAGAGGCAGCUCCAGGACCUGGGACUCACUGCCACCGAGCAAGAGGAAGAAGGCACCUCUGGUUUCUGGCCCUUAUAUCGUGUACAUGCUGCAGGAGAUAGACAUCCUAGAGGACUGGACGGCUAUCAAAAAGGCCAGAGCAGCAGUGUCCCCUCAGAAGAGAAAAGCAGAUGGACCAUGAUGCUGUUCACACCCGGGGGGGUUCCCUUGGAACAGCUGGCACUAUACCCAGGACUCGAAUCUUCCUGCAGAAGGCAGAUUGGCACACCCAGGGGCCGCCCAGCCAACUCUCCAGUGCUGCUGCAGGGACCACUCAUCUGGACCCUGCCUCAGCCUGCACAGCUGUAGCUCUGGAGCUGACCUGGCCCCCGGCAAGACUGUUGUCUCUGUCCCUUACCCAGCCCACCCCGCAGUGUCAGUGACAAAGGAGAGGGGCCUUGUCCUAAGCCAAAGCAACAUUCCUCCUGGUGACCUCAGAUAUUCGGACUCCAGCCACUAGCCCAGGAGCUGGGCCCUCCAGCACAAGAACUCUAAACCGGAAAUGCUAUCUCAAGGGCCUGUCUGCAGCCAGAGGUGGUAGCCAGGGUCCCCAGCUUUUCUCAGGGCCAUUCCUGGAAUCUGCUCCCUGAUUGUAAGAACUGGAAUUAAAACCUUUUCUGGAA